This is a messenger RNA of Anguilla anguilla (European eel), 3095 nucleotides long. RefSeq lists its product as uncharacterized. The transcript has 7 exons. Lineage: Eukaryota; Metazoa; Chordata; Actinopteri; Anguilliformes; Anguillidae. The record is from RefSeq and is a predicted model, not a curated record. The coding region runs from base 404 to 1555 and encodes 383 amino acids.
CUGUAGCGCUGCUACACUGUGACUAUCGGGUCACCGAGCUAAAGGUGGUGUUUUGCCCACCCCUAGCAACUUUUUCCCUCAAAAAGGACCUAGCCACAAACGCCACUUUAAAAAUGUAAUUUCACACUUUUUGCAGUAUUCCUGACGGCGUAAUUUGUAGUCAUGGGACUCAUUCCAAUCGUUUAUUAUAUCCGUGAUCCGUCCUCGCCUCCUCGGUCCUUUGCUUGAUUCGAAAAUUCAUCGAGGUCCGCCAUCUUUAAGGACACUGCGAUUCGGCGGAGCGAGCUCAGGGGCGAGGAGACUUCAGCAAGGAUACAUUGCAAGUGCAGUCUUUACAGAAGCCUUUUUUCGGAACGUGUCUCUUAUAAAUAUUCCACCUCUCCACAUUGUAACAAUUUGAAACAUGGCGGGAACACCCCUGUACAAAUGGACAGAUGAGGAAACCGUCAGACUCAUUCGCCUGAGGGCUGAAAAUGAUAACCUCUUCACGGGGAAGAGGCACGCAGCCGGAAAAGCAUGGAAGGAAAUUCUCCGGCAGAUGGGCCUGCAGGGCCGGGUGAGCCAUGCACAAGCCGCUAAAAAAUGGGACAAUCUGAAGCGGAAGUAUAAGGAACUCCGGAGCUCUGCAGCGGGGACGGGGACGGACAGGGGAGAGUCCACAGCAGCCACAGCAGCCACCUGGCCGUGCUUUUCUGCGAUGCACGAGGCCAUCGGCGGGGGGGAGCCUGUCGAUCUUCUCGUCCCGACGGACUCGCGUGUUGCAGAAAACCCGGCACACGUGGCUGACGAGGCCUCGGACGCUGGCGGCUCCUCCCCUCUUGGAUCUGUGACGGCCACUCAUAGCCAGACGUGUGUGAAGGAGGAGGAGGAGGAGGAGGAGGAGGGGGAGGCCACACAGCCCUUUUGUCAUCACUCGUGGACACAUUUUCAAACCUUCAGACUCAUUCGACUGAGGUCUGAAAAUGACCACCGCUUCACGGGGAAGAGGCAUACAGCCAAAAAAGCAUGGAAGGAAAUUCUUCAGCAGAUGGGCCUACAGGGCCAAGUGAGCCCUGCACAAGCUGCAAAAAAGUGGGAUAAUAUGAAGCGGAAGUAUAAGGAACUCCGGAGCUCUGCAUCGGGGACGGGGACGGACAGGGGAGAGGCCACAGCAGCCACUUGGCCGUGGUUUACUGCGAUGCACGAGGCUGUCGACAGGGGUGAAUCUGUCGACUUGGCACAUGUGGCUGAUGAGACCUCGGAUGCUGGUGGCUCCUCUCCUUCUGGAUCUGUGACGGCCACUGGCAGCGUGGUGUGUGUAGAGGUGGGGGAGGAAGUGGUGGAGGAGGAGGAGGAGACGGACGACGACGAUGCACAGCCUGACUCGAGCGGCACGGACGAUGAGCCAUGUACCUUCGCCUGUCCCCCACCCCCCAAAAGAAGAAGGACCUGUCAGGCAGCCAUUUUAGAGUUCCUCAAGGAGGAGGCCGCCAAAGAGGAAGAGCGUUUCAGGGCCGCACAGGAGACCACAAAUAGAUUCCUGGACCUUUUUGAGCGAUUGAUCAACAAACUGUGAAUAGUUGACAUAACCAAAAUAAGAUUUACAGUACGAUAGCCUUAUUGUAUGUUGCCGUGCUCGCUCAGUUCCACAGGACACUCGCGUGGAGCGGUGUUGCCCCGCCAGGCAACCUCACCAGCCAUGUCCGCUUCAUUCCCCCCCUCACUGGACAUGGUGGAGCCACACCACUGUCACUGACAAUCCUCCAUGGGCUCAAGGGAUAUCCCCACUGUAAGAUGUUAUGAUUGAGGUGCCUCAACAACUUUGUAAGGUAUCCUGGCUCUGUCCAUGACUCCAGAGUGUUGAAGAACAGAAGGAUCUUCAAGGUCAUGUUCAGCAGCUGCAACAGUUGCACAGCACUGACUGUGGGUGCGAAGGUGUGGUCCAUCUCCAGAGCCUUGGAGGUCAGGCACCUACAGCAUAUCUUCAGCAUGCCAAAGUCCUGCUCUGUUAUGUCAACCUUGGCAUGGUGGUGGUUGAAGCGGCUCUGUACCCUCCCUUUCAGUGACUCCUGAUAUUGGGUGAUGAUGGCCACAGGGUGGUUGAUGCAGGGGUAGCCUCCAUCCUUCACAAGAAUCCUGGAGGUGGGGUGGAAAAUAUGGACAAAAUGAACAGUGUGAUAAUCAUCACUGCAUUAUAUAGCUAUGAACGUGUUGGGUUAUUUGCUGAAGUUGUCAAAUUCACAUGGUAAGAGGUCACAUCUUUAUUCAGAUUCAAUCAAAUUGAUAUAGACUGUACUGUUUUUGUUGACCAAACUCCUAUAAUUUUUUAUAAAAAUGUCAAUUAUUUGACAUGCCAUGUAGUGAUUGAUUUUGUUCAGACCUAACCCAUUUUCACACGUGACAGUUGAGAAGCAUGAUAUCUCGAUAUGAGAAUUGUGUGACAAUGUGAUUGUAUGGAGAGAUGUUGAACAAUUUUCACUUGCCCUGACCCUUCAUGUGCAACCCUACCUGCAGGAGGGUACUGAGUCUUUGUGUAGAUCCGUCCUUUUUAGAUCCUCGUCCUUCAAGACCCUGGCGUUUUGAAAGGAGCCAGGAUACUCCACAAAGGUGUUGAGGAACCUGCCUUUUCCGUCGCAUACUACCUGCAUCUGUAUGGAUGGGAUGAGCUUCCUAUUGAGGGCGUCUUGAUGCGGACAUGGCAACUGUCGAUGGCACCCACACACUUGGAAAAACACUUAACUGUUGGUCUACCGUGCAAGCCAUUGACCAGGCUGAAGUUGGGCAGCCAAACAACCUCCUGGCAAAGGGCAGCAAUCUGGUUUAUUCCGGUGUGAAAGUCCAGUCGCCACACGUGGUCUUGGAUAUCUCAAAGGCCUGGCACACCACACUGUAGACCAAACUGUGGGCAAGCAAAUACGGUUGUCUGGAUCCUUAUGUGGUGUGGCCAGCUAUGUGUCCCCUCAUGUGGCAGUAACUGGAUGAAGAACAGUAGUCUGCCAUGAUUUCCAGGUCCUCCGUAAAAUUGAGCUGCAGACCUGGCGCAGUGCCAUUUAUUUUUGCAUAAUGCCCUACUGGUGGAUUGUCAGCCUUCAAAAAAAAUAAAGAAAUGAAAAACA